CUCUCUCUCUCUCUCUCUCUAUAGAAUCCCACUGCUUUGCUUUUCCUCUUCCCUUUGUGCUUUCAUUCAUUCACCUCCUCUCACCAUCUCUCUCUCAAAUGGUUUCAGCUACUUCAGUCAUAGCCUGGGGCUCAGGAGAAGAUGGGCAACUAGGAAUUGGUAGCAACGAAGAGAAGGAAUGGGCUUGUGUCGUUGAAGCUCUCGAGCCUUACUCUGUUCGCUCUGUAGUCUCCGGUAGCCGUAACUCCCUCGCCAUUUGCGAUGAUGGGACGAUGUUUACAUGGGGUUGGAAUCAAAAAGGAACAUUAGGACACCCACCGGAGACAAAGACUGAAAAUAUCCCUAGUCGAGUUAAGGCUCUAACCAAUGUCAAGAUCACUCAGGCAGCAAUAGGUGGUUGGCAUUGUUUGGCUGUUGAUGAUCAAGGCCGAGCCUACGCGUGGGGUGGGAAUGAAUAUGGACAGUGUGGUGAAGAGCCUCUAAAAGACGAGAUGGGUAGACCCUUUCGUAGAGAUAUUGUCAUCCCUAAGCGCUGUGCCCCUAAACUCACGGUCCGACAGGUAGCUGCAGGUGGUACUCACUCAGUGGUUCUGACACGUGAUGGUCACGUGUGGACUUGGGGUCAACCCUGGCCUCCCGGUGACAUAAAACAGAUAUUUGUUCCGGUGAGAGUACAAGGUCUUGAGAAUGUGCGUCUUAUCGCUGUUGGAGCGUUUCAUAACUUGGCUCUUGAAGAAGAUGGGAGGCUAAUGGCAUGGGGUAAUAACGAGUAUGGACAACUUGGAACCGGUGAUACUCAGCCAACACCUCAUCCUGUUCCUGUCCAAGGCCUUGAUGGUCUCACUUUGGUUGAUAUUGCUGCGGGUGGAUGGCACUCAACCGCUUUAACCGAUAAAGGAGAGGUGUAUGGAUGGGGAAGAGGAGAACAUGGAAGACUAGGGUUUGGUGACAAUGACAAGAGCAGCAAAAUGGUUCCACAGAAAGUUAAUCUUCUAGCUGAUGAAGAUAUCAUUCAGGUUUCUUGCGGUGGAACACAUUCAGUUGCUUUGACAAGAGAUGGCAGAAUCUUCUCGUUUGGUAGAGGAGAUCAUGGAAGACUUGGUUAUGGAAGGAGAGUAACAACGGGACAGCCAUUGGAGUUGCCUAUAAAGAUUCCUCCACCUGAAGGAAGCUUGAAUCAUGCUGAUGAAGAAGAAGAAGAAGGGAAAUGGUUAGCUACAUCGAUUGCUUGCGGUGGACGCCACACGCUUGCCAUCGUUGAAUGGAAGUCCGAUGAUAUUUGAUCGUUAUAAUCUCUAUGGUCAACUUACGAAGAGAGGAAACAAAUAUUGAUUCAUAGGAAGAAAGGCAAAAGGAGAGUAUGUUUCUAUAAGAAGAAACACAUGUUUUAUCAUUUCAUAUAACUUUUUCUUAGAUUAAAUUAAACUUUGAUUCAAAUAUAUAAAUUUGAUCAGCCAAUA
Molecule: messenger RNA, 1460 nt
Organism: Brassica oleracea var. oleracea
Lineage: Eukaryota; Viridiplantae; Streptophyta; Magnoliopsida; Brassicales; Brassicaceae
Product: ultraviolet-B receptor UVR8
Exons: 11
Coding region: 99-1283 (394 amino acids)
Source: RefSeq, a predicted model, not a curated record